Symbiodinium sp. CCMP2456 is the source of this 3603-nucleotide messenger RNA. The record is from the annotation of a GenBank genome assembly. Lineage: Eukaryota; Dinophyceae; Suessiales; Symbiodiniaceae.
AUGGUCCUCAUGAUUGGAGUAAGGAAGCUUUUGCACCUGGAAACGAGCCCCUAUUUGGAACAGCUCAACGCAAGGGAGCUCGCGUCAAUGCUUUACCGUGACAACCUUCGCCUCAAGCACGCUGCUCGGAAACGGCUGCAAGAUGAACUCGACUCUGCCAAACUGGCAGACGAGAUGCGGCAAGUGCAGGCAGACCGGGAAAGCGGACUACUCGAGCUCACGCCAGCUGCAAAUGACCCCCUGGCCAGAGCUCUGCUGUCCCACUUGCAAGAGGCCCCUGGUUUGGCUAGGAUGUCGGCUAACAAGCGUUACGAAUCAAUCGUUGUCCUGUGGCAUUCUCUUGAUUCUCUUGUUUCACAGGUCGGGCAGCGGGAUCAAGUCAUGUUCUCUAUGCCUGCGACUGUCUUUGGAGACAAGUGUCAGCCGGUGCAGCAGCUUGUGAGCCCACACCGGUCACUGGCUGAGCAGAAUAUCGGUGACAUGGAGUUGGAAGACGCUGACAGUGUCCUGGAUUCAACCGCCGUAGGCAGCAGCAGCGACGUGCUUGCCUUGCCCGGGCACGACAUUGUUCCCGCGGCACAUUUGUUUCAAGACGAUGCCGCUCGGCACUUUGCCAAAGGCUUGGAGCUUGCCCCAGCUUUUCGAGAUCAUUCGUUCUUCAGGAUUUCUUCUGGAGCCAUGGACAGGCAUGUGAUCACCGGCACGCCUCUGCGGCAGUUUGAUUUUAUGGUGCAGUGCUACUUACCUGUUGAGAUUGACCAGCGCGGUGAUGGUGAUCAGUGGGCAAUUCACUUGGCUCCCCUGGGAGCCCCAAUGGCACUGACCUUGAGGCAACACACUUUCGAUGUUCUUGCCGCAAGCCUACACGUGUGGGCCCUGGGCAAAGGCGUGAAGUUUUUACCUCGACCUGGGCAGGGGACGGCUCCGGCUUAUGAGCUGUUGACUGCUUUGCUGCAAGGAGGUGUGGCGCAGGCGCUGCCACACAAAUAUUUUUUCCUGCAAGAUGAUGAGCAGCGAGAUGCUUUUCGCCAGCUUCAAAUGAAGGGGCUGGCGUGUUUCACAGAUGAAGCCUCGGGCAGAAUUGCUUCCACAAGCCAUGCAACAGAAGGCCUUUGUGUGGCGCAGCUUUACAGUGGCCCGACACCCAUUUGUGAAUACAUGUCGAAAGCCCGUGCGCGGGGCCAGCUGGACGAAAACACUGUGUUUGAGUUGCUGCUGAUCCUCCUGCAAGGUGGUUGGCAGGAAGUUGGGAAGGCCUCAAAGAAACGCGUGGAUCCCUACGUUGUCGACGGGCCCAAAAUUGCGUACUACGACACAAGCUCUGCUACCAUCAGCCGGUUAUACUUGCGAUGUUUGAUCCAGGCAGAUGAGAUUUUCGCCAAAGGCGUGCGGGCAAUCCACCACUUCCAGCCCCAGUUGUACUACAGAUGUUUGUUGGAAUGCGACGCUGCGCAAGCAGCACGUACAGGCCCCAAUCUCAACACAACAGCUUACCGACGCCUACUGGGCUUGCCGACAGCAGGGGCAGCUCCAUCCCCUGCAGAAGAUGUAGGUCGGAGAGGUGGCCGCGGCUACUUCGGCCGCGGUCGCGGACAGAAGAGAAAGAAGCCCGAGACAGGCGACAACCGUGACGACCGCAUCCCGGAAAUGAUUAUGGACGAUGGCAACGAGAGUGCGGGUGCCGCAGAUGUACACGAAGGUGCUGCCGGUGUCUCCGCCCCCUGCAUAGGCGAUGUUGAUGAGUCCGACAGCGGGCGAAGCCCAUCCACUCCCGCUUCUGUCCGAGCGGAGGUUGCCAGGAGGAUUGCAGCAGGCGAUGUGUCUGGCCUGUCGUCAGACCACGACGAUGACGACGGUGCACCCGCGCCGUCUGCGCGGGCUCCGGAGCCCCCACGGGCCAAACAGCGACGGCGACAGUCAGCUGAGGUUGCGGCAGGGCCUUCGAGCAGCCUUUACGAUCCCAGUACCAUACACAUUGGCCCGUUCGCCAUCGUCAGAAGACACAUCCAUGGGGUGCCGGCAAUGUUCGUUAAUUGCCCAAUCCACACCUACAAAGAUUCUGACGGCACCGUACACCGAUGCUCUAAGAGCAUGCAACUCAACCAACCAGAUGAAGCCACUGUGAUAAAGCGCCUCCACCAAUGGGUGUAUGCAGGAACGCAAAUGGUCCCAGCGCCAGCCGAGACUGAGGAGGAGCUUCGCUUACGACACGUGCGAACGGUUCCCUCUCGCGAUCCAGCGGAUCUUGGUGAUCAAGCCGAGCUUGCUGCUCAUGUCGUGGAGUACUGUCGGCGCAGUGAGUGGCAGGGUGCUCUGCAGCUCCUCGCAGAGUUUUCCAGCCAUCUUCUUCGCACGGAUGCCGUGAGCUUCAGUGGUGCCAUCAGUGCGUGCGAGCGGCGUAGCUACUGGCGGGUUGCUUUGGACUUGCUGUCCCUCGAAGAUGGAGCACCGAGCUUUGGCGCCUUCAGCUGCACCAGCAGCAUCGCUGCCUGCGCGAAGUCGGAGAUGUGGCAUCAGGCUGUCGCCAUCUUCAAUCGGAUUUCGGCCUCCCGGAUGGUUCCAACCGUUGCUGUCGCAAACUCCCUCUUGCGUGCUUACGAGCGAAGUGCGCAAUGGCAGCCGGCGGUGAGUUUACUAAGCCGAGGAGCUUCUCAGAAAGAUGUCAUCAGUUACGGCACGAGCAUCAGCACCUUCGAGCGCCAGGGGCAGUGGCUACAAGCUCUUGAGGCUCUGAAAGGGAUGUCAUUGGAGCGCCUUCCUGCUGAUCUUAUAACCUACAAUGCGGCCAUGAGCUCCUGUGGUGGGCUGUCGUCAAGGUGGCAGCUCACCCUCUCCAUCUUCGGAAGCAUCGAGGAGCUUGGACUGCGCACCGAUGCAGUAAGCUACAGUGCUGCAGGCCGUGGGACCCUGGGACAGUGGCGAUGGGCGCUGCAGCUGCUGGGGUGUAUGAGAGUGGAGCUCCUCGAGGUAGACAUUAUUUGCCAUGGCACUGUCAUGAGCAUUUGUGAGAAAGCCGCUCCAUGGCAGCGUGCUCUCCUGCUGUUCGACACGUCGUCGAGCUUAGCGAGGUCUACUGAUGCAGUCAGCUACAGCAGUGCUAUCAGUGCAUGUGCCAGGAGCAGUCAUAUGUCAGAGGCCCUUGCGGUCCUUGAGUCCAUGGAAGACGUCUUGCUAAGCCCCGAUCUGGUCUGCUACUGCGGGGCGAUGGCCGCCUGUGAGCGAGCAGGUGACUGGGAAAUGGCGCUGGCGGUUCUCUCUGCUAUGAUGGCUGCUCGGGUGAUGCCAGACACCAUCAGCUACAGCAGCCUCAUCAGCGCCUGCGAGAAAGCAGCAAACUGGCAACUGGCGGUUCAUUUCCUGGUCAUCAUGCACUCUGUGAACGUCGCGGCGAAUGUGAUAACUUUCAACGCUGCCAUCAGCGCAUGUGAGCAGCGAGGUCGAUGGCCGGUUGCUCUGGCACUUCUGUGCGCCCUCAACGAUCGCAUGCUGAAGCCAGACAUGGUGAGCCACAACAGCGCCUUGAGCAGCUGCGAAAAAGCUUCCCACUGGCAGACAGCCCUGCAGCUGUUCACAGUUCUCGCUCCGGGCAGCUUGCGGCCCAAC